GUUUCAGGAUAAAUAUUCGGCUCUACAGAAAGUUCCUGAAUAAUCAACUCUGGUUUUUCUUCCUGUGGGCUUUCCAUGUCGGCUUGUUCAAAUGUUUCAGAUUCUUCAAUUUCAGGAUUUGCAGUAUCAGGAAGUUUGAUAGACUCUUCAGUUUUUGAGGGUAAAUCAAAUUGGAAGACGUCGUUGCUUUGCUGGUGGCGUCUGUUUAUUCUUGAAAAAGGUGAACCGCUCAUGGAGUAUAUUUGGCUACCAUCGCUUUCACCAAGUUUCGGUUCUUUCAGGCAAAAUAUAUCACUUUCAUUUCUCAUCAUUUUCGUAAAUUUAAAUUCAGCUGCUUCACUACGUCGCAAAUACCUAAGACUGUCAAAUGACUGUCAAUUGACUGUCAAAAAUUUUAAUUUAUUAUUUUAAAAUAAAAUUUUACUUUAAGAAACUACUUUAUGUGAAAAUUUAGAUCAACCACUUGAAAACAAAUUAUUCUUUAAAAAUUGUGCCUCUUAGUUUUUGUCUUGCACAAUAUUUUGAAAUUUUAAUUAUAAUUUUUACUAUUAUAGUUUUCACAAUCCUUGUGAAACAAAAGUCCCUAGGAAGUUUUAUGUUCUUUGAAUUUUUUCAUCAAAUCAGUAAAUUGUGCUUUAAAAUGUCUUCAAACAGCUCAGAAGACGAAGAUUUGGAUAAAUUACGUGAAGCCGCCGACGACCAAUUCUUAAAUAACGCGUUGUAUAACAAAACUAAAUCAAAAUCCGAAGAGCCACAAAAUACGAAACAAGAAUCGUUACGUCGUAGCAAGGACGAGGACGACCAGUUUAAUCUGUUUCGUGUGUCCCCAGAGUUCCAAAAUUACGUCGCCAAACAUUUAUCUCAAAUCCUAGAUAAAAUGUUAAAGGACAGAUUCGAAACUAAAAACUAUGAAAAUUUCAUAAAACCAAAACGGCGGAAAAGUAGAAUUAAGUUACUUCGUGAUUCACCACACUACAUUAGUGUAAAAAUAAGAAAGGUUAUGCCACAAGUGAAGAAAAGUGAAGUUGAAGACGAAAGCGAUAAUGAGGCUAAAUUUCGUACUGUUGUUGUAAGUCCUGAUGAUAUUUUAAGCAAAAAAGACACAAAACACUGGUCCACACGUAGCAAAGCCCCUGUUUAUACUUAUUACCAAACGGAACAAGGUCUCAUACUUAAAUAAAGCAAGAUUUUUUUAAAAUUUAAAAUCAUUUUAUUAGGUUGGCAGCGCUGACUUAACCUUAACUUUUGUAAGCUAACCUCGAACUCGUUCCAAAAAACCGCCUAAUGAUUAUUCGUCGCUUAAUUCUUACGUUUUAGU
Molecule: messenger RNA, 1318 nt
Organism: Tribolium madens (black flour beetle)
Lineage: Eukaryota; Metazoa; Arthropoda; Insecta; Coleoptera; Tenebrionidae
Product: protein CUSTOS-like
Exons: 2
Coding region: 596-1180 (194 amino acids)
Biological process (GO): Wnt signaling pathway
Source: RefSeq, a predicted model, not a curated record